Varanus komodoensis (Komodo dragon) is the source of this 2978-nucleotide messenger RNA. Its product is annotated as zinc finger protein 883-like. The transcript is spliced from 8 exons. The record is from RefSeq and is a predicted model, not a curated record. Gene Ontology annotation, molecular function: DNA-binding transcription repressor activity, RNA polymerase II-specific. Gene Ontology annotation, biological process: negative regulation of transcription by RNA polymerase II. Lineage: Eukaryota; Metazoa; Chordata; Lepidosauria; Squamata; Varanidae. Bases 201 to 2957 code for a protein of 918 amino acids.
AGGGUUAAAGCCACCGGAUUCCCGGCUUCGCUGUCCUAGGGAAGGUUCAGUUGCGAAAACCACUUCCUUUCCUCCUCCUCCUCCUCCUGCUCCUUGGGAAAACUAAGCGGGGCACUGGGAGCAGCUCCAAUUGUACAGAACAUCCCGUUUUGCUGGCCUGGAGUCCAGUUGCUGGCCUGGUGACGCUAAGCACAGCGGCAAUGAAAGUUGCUCUGGGGCAAGAGCAUCGCCUGGACCCGUUCACAGCUGCACUUCAGCCCCAGGAGAAAACAGAUGCGAUACGGAAGCGGGCAGGAGCAGGCCGUCGCCAUGUUGAGUUUGGGAGCCGUGGGGCAUUCUGGGAAAGCUUGGGUCAGGGGAACCUGAGCAAGGAGGGUGGCAACUUGGAUGUACACCGCCAGCGCUUCAGGGGUUUCUGCUAUCAUGAGGCCGAGGGGCCACGGGAGGUUUGCAGCCAGCUUCAUAUCCUUUGCCGUCAGUGGCUGAAGCCGGAGCAGCACACAAAAACUCAGAUCCUUGACUUGGUGGUCCUGGAGCAGUUCCUGGCCAUCCUCCCGCUGGAGAUGGAGAACUGGGUCAGAGAGAGUGGAGUAGAGACCAUUUCCCAGGCUGUCGCUCUGGCAGAACGUUUCCUCCUGAGCCAAGCAGAGGACAAGAAACGCGGAGAGAAGCAGGUGCAGGAGCCCUACUUGGAGGGACUCACUCCUUCCCCCAAACCUGAGCAGGAUACAUCACUGAUUGCCCAUCGGAAAGACCUCCUGAUGGCGAUGGAGGAGGCUCCGUCGCAGAACAUGCCAUUGGGCAAUGGAAUGACAUCACCGCUACUUCCCAAAAUGUCUCCUCCGUGGGGUGGGGCAGAAACAGCAGCUGCACAAGCAGCUCAGGGCCCAGUGUCCUUCAGAGAAUUGGCCAUGGAUUUCACAGACCCAGAUCCAAAAACUCUGUGCAGGGAAAUCACAGAGGAAGAUUUCGGGAACUGUUUGGGUGAGAACUGGGAUGGUAAAGCUGAUGAAGGACUGUAUGAGAAAAUCCAAUUUCAGGAGAUCGAUGUGAACAUGGUGAGCCAAAAUGGACCUAAAACACAGGAGGGAAGCCAAAUGGAGAGGUGGAAAUCUUCCCAGGGUAGUAACUUCCAUGAAAUUAAAAUUCCGCAAGAAAAGGGAACCAGAAGGAAUGUCUGCCCAGCCUUUGGGAAGAGUUUGAAUCACAAAUCGGACCUUAAUGUCCACUGGAGAAUUCAUACUGAGGAAAAACCAUAUAAAUGCUUGGAAUGUGGAAAAAAUUUCAGCCAGAGCACACACCUUAGGUUACAUCAAAGAAUCCACACCGGAGAGAAACCAUAUAAAUGCUUAGUAUGUGGGAAAAGCUUCCAUCGGAGUUUCAUCCUUACUGCCCAUCAAAGAAUGCACAAAGGAGAGAAACCCUAUAAUUGCUCAGAGUGUAGCAAGAGCUUCUAUGAUAGAUCACAUCUCAUUAGCCACCAAAGAACUCACACUGGGGAGAAGCCGUAUAAGUGUCUGGAGUGUGGAAAGAACUUCAGUCACAAGGUAAACCUUACUUCUCAUCAAAGAAUUCACACGGGAGAGAAACCCUAUAACUGUUCAGAGUGUGGCAAGAGCUUUUGUGACAAACAGAACCUUCUUAGACACCAAAGAAUCCAUACAGGAGAGAAACCAUACAAAUGCUUGGAGUGUGGAAAGAACUUUAGGCAGCGAGCAACCCUUACUUCACAUCAAAGAGUCCACACAGGGGAGAGACCGUAUCAAUGUACAGAGUGUGGAAAGAGCUUUUAUAGAAAAGCAGACCUAAAUAGACAUCUGAGGACUCACAGUGGAGAGCUACCAUUUAAAUGCUUAGAAUGUGGAAAGUGUUUCAGCUGGAGGAUACAUCUCAUUGUACAUCAAAGAACGCACACAGGAGUGAAACCAUUUAAAUGCUCAGAAUGUGGAAAGAGCUUCAGUCACAGCAGUACCCUGACUUAUCAUAAAAAAACACACACAGGUGAAAAGCCAUUUAAAUGUUCAGAGUGUGAAAAGAGUUUCAGCCAUAGUGGUAGCCUUAGUUCACAUCAAAGAAUACACACAGGGGAGAAACCAUACCAAUGCUCAGUUUGCGGAAAGAGCUUCAGUCAGAGUGGUAGCCUUACUAAUCAUCAGAGAAUCCAUACAGGUGAGAAACCAUACAAAUGCCCUCAAUGUGGGAAGAGUUUCAGUCGGAGCAGUAUCCUUAGUGAUCAUCAAAGAGUACACACAGGUGAGAAACCUUACCAGUGUUCAGUGUGUGGAAAGAGUUUCAGCCAUAGUGGUAGCUUUACUUAUCAUCAAAGAAGCCACACAGGAGAGAAACCAUAUAAAUGCCCAGAGUGUGGAAAAAGCUUCAGUCGAAGUGGUAACCUUACUUCACAUCAAAGAAUGCACAGGUGGGAGAAACCUUAUACGUGUUCAGUGUGUGGAAAGAGCUUCAGCCAGAGUGGUAGCCUUAAUUCCCACCUAAAAACCCACACAGGGGAGAAGCCAUACAAAUGCUCUGAAUGUGGAAAGAGCUUCAGACAGAGUGGCAGUGUUAUUUCUCAUUUAAAAACCCACACAGGGGAGAAACCCUAUAGAUGUUCAGAGUGUGGAAAGAGCUUCAGGCAGAGAGGUAGCCUUACUUCCCAUCAAAAAACACACACAGGGGAGAAGCCAUAUAUAUGCUCAGAGUGUGGAAAGUGCUUCAGCCGGAGAGGUAGCCUUACUUCUCAUCAGAGAACCCACAAGGAUGAAAAGCAGUUUAAAUGUUCGGAGUGUGGAAAGAGCUUUGCUUCUAGUCAAUACCUCGAUUUACAUUACAGCAUCCACAGUGGGGAGUGUGACAACAGCUUGAGUCAGCUCAGUAGCCUCAGUUAUCAUCAAAUCAUCUACACAAAGGAGGAAGACAUACAAUUGUUCAGGGCUGAAAUGGAUCCCAUCAGAAGGUGAUGAAUUCAAGUAGUCAAGGGU